Messenger RNA from Pelecanus crispus (Dalmatian pelican), 1003 nucleotides. NCBI's taxonomy places the organism in Eukaryota, Metazoa, Chordata, Aves, Pelecaniformes, Pelecanidae. The record is from RefSeq and is a predicted model, not a curated record.
CAAAACAGUUCACAUCAAGGUAAUUGAUGAUGAGGAGUAUGAAAAAAACAAGAAUUUCUUCAUUGAGCUGAUGAGCCCCCGCAUGAUGGAUAUGAGUUUACAGAAAGCCCUGCUGCUCACACAAGAGGUGGCUGAGAGGAAGCUGACGGUUGAAGAGGAGGAAGCCAAGAGGAUUGCAGAGAUGGGCAAACCAAUACUUGGCGAGCAUCCCAAACUAGAAGUCAUCAUUGAGGAGUCCUAUGAGUUCAAGAGCACCGUGGACAAGCUGAUUAAGAAGACAAACCUGGCUUUGGUUGUAGGGACACAUUCCUGGAGGGACCAGUUCAUGGAGGCCAUUACUGUCAGCGCAGCGGGUGAUGAGGAUGAGGACGAGUCUGGCGAGGAGCGCCUGCCGUCCUGCUUCGACUACGUGAUGCACUUCCUGACCGUCUUCUGGAAGGUGCUGUUUGCCUGCGUGCCCCCCACCGAGUACUGCAACGGCUGGGCCUGCUUCGUCGUCUCCAUCCUCAUCAUUGGCAUGCUCACGGCCGUCAUCGGCGACCUUGCCUCCCACUUCGGCUGCACCAUUGGCCUCAAGGACUCAGUGACUGCCGUCAUCUUUGUCGCCUUCGGCACUUCUGUACCAGACACAUUCGCCAGCAAAGCUGCAGCCAUCCAGGAUGUGUAUGCUGACGCCUCCAUCAGCAAUGUCACGGGCAGCAACGCCGUCAACGUCUUCCUGGGCAUCGGGCUGGCGUGGUCAGUGGCGGCGAUCUACUGGGCGUCACAGGGGCAGGAGUUCCAGGUGUCGGCGGGCACCCUGGCCUUCUCCGUCACCCUCUUCACCAUCUUCGCCUUCAUCUGCAUCAGCGUCCUCCUCUACCGCCGGCGACCCCACAUUGGGGGGGAGCUGGGCGGCCCCCGGGGGUGCAAACUGGCCACGACAUUGCUCUUCGUCAGCCUCUGGCUGCUGUACAUCCUCUUUGCCACCCUGGAGGCCUAUUGCUACAUCAAGGGGUUUUAG